GUUUCGGCAUCGGGGCUGGUGGUCUCUUAAGCAAAUUCGAUUUGGGAGCGAUUUGAGGGAUUGAGAGAAGGAAGGAAGGAGGAAGAAGAAGAUGGGGUACGUGUUGAGGGUGAGAAUGGCGUCUUUCUUCGCCGGAGCUGCGACUGCUUCUUUCAUCGGCCUCUCUGUUCUCUACAAGGAUUACAAAGUCGCUCACGAAUCCAUUUCUCAGCAGGCAAAGGCUUUUCAUGACUCUCUGGAUACAAGGAUCUCUGCUCUUGAAAGCUUGAGACAGAGUGAAGCUCCUCAGCUUCCUGAGACGACAACUACUGAUUAAUACCUGUCUCCUGCAUUGGUACUCUCUGCUUGCUGAUGACGUUGUUGUUGGGUUGAGAUGAGAUGCCUUUUUUGCGUUUAUGAAUAACUUGGGACUUGGGAGGUGUUCUUGUAUGACUACUGUUUUUAAAAAAAAAAAAACAAUGAAGUUAAGGUAGUCUUACAAGGAUUGAAACUUGCUGUGACACUUUGCCAUGAAAAUUUAUGUUUCGAUCUGUUGUUUUGGAUGUUAAGUCAGCAGAAUAGAAUCCUGCUCUUCAGGCAGAUCAAGUUUAUUUA
This is a messenger RNA of Raphanus sativus (radish), 594 nucleotides long. RefSeq lists its product as uncharacterized. Bases 92 to 316 code for a protein of 74 amino acids. The record is from RefSeq and is a predicted model, not a curated record. NCBI's taxonomy places the organism in Eukaryota, Viridiplantae, Streptophyta, Magnoliopsida, Brassicales, Brassicaceae. The transcript is spliced from 2 exons.